UUAUUCCUCGCGGAAAGCAAUCACACCACGUUGCCCCAGACCCACCUCCGACCGAACGGUAACCAGCUACACACAUCGUCGGUGAGACCUACGCGCUUUGGGUCUUUCGGCGUUGCCGAACUAUGCCGCCGAUGUUACGCUCGUUCGGCGCUUUCGUUCUCCUCGCGGCGUCGCUGUCGUCGAUGGUGACGGAGGCGCGGAAUACGUCAUCGGUCACUCCCAACCUCGCGCUCCUGCAGUCGCAGAAUGUCUGGAGCUUGGAUGACCGACCAAAAGACUGUCCUCCGUGCUUCAACUGCCUCCUACCGGCCUUCCACUGCACGCAGUUCGCGAAAUGCAGCUCGCACAGCGGAAAGUGCGAGUGUCCUCCAGGAUUCGCUGGCGAUGACUGUUUACAACCACUGUGUGGAUCGUUAGCCGCUGGAACUCACCGACCACCGAAGGGUGACGGGCCGUGCGAAUGCGAUGAAGGAUGGGAGGGGAUAAACUGCAACGUCUGCAAGACAGACGAUGCCUGCAAUGCGCUCAUGCCGCAGGGAGUGGACGGUGUAUGCUACAAACAGGGAAUUACCGUCAAGGAGAACUUCCAGCAGUGUGAUGUGACGAAUCGUAAGAUUCUCGAGAUGUUGAAGAAGAAGCCUCAAGUCACGUUUGCUUGCAACAAGGAGGACGCAAAGUGCACUUUCGAAUUCUGGGUCGACCAACGCGAAUCGUUCUAUUGCGACCUCACAGAGUGCGACUGGAAACUUGACACUCAGCACGACAAGAAUGUCACCGACUACGAGUGCAAGAAAGUUGAAUGCGAGUGUGUCCCUGGCCGGACUCUGUGCGGUGAAGGCGGCACCAUCGAUUUGAGCGAAUUCCUCAAGGAAGGGAUUACCGGACCAGCUUCCUUCCAAUGCGAUUCCUCAAAGACCAAUGACCAAUGCAUUUUCUCGGAGGCCAACAUGAACCAGGUCAUCACUGAUAUCUUUGGUGACCCGACUAUUCUCCUCAACUGCGACUCCGGCGAGUGUUUGCACAAAUCCGAAGUUCCCGGCUACACGCGUCCCAUCAAGACCAUCAACAAGCCCUUGAUUGCUGGAGUUAUUGCUGGAUGCGCGCUUUUCAUCGUCAUAGUGGUUUUGGGACUAUGGUGGGCGAGCAGACGCGCGAACCAGAAACGAGGACUGGGUGCCAUUCACCUUUCGGAUGACGACGACGAAGCGCUCGGAAUCCUGACUGGACAUAAGCCCGCGGCUUUGCACUUCUGCGACGUUUCUUACCAGCUCAACGGGAAGCAGAUCCUCGAGGGUGUUAGAGGCGCAGUCAGUCCUGGAGAGGUCAUGGCUAUCAUGGGUCCCUCGGGCGCUGGAAAGACAACUUUCUUGGAUAUUCUGGCUAGAAAGAACAAGCGAGGACAGGUCAACGGAAAGUUCAUGGUCAAUGGUGCUAGGGUUACCGAUGAGGACUACAAGGAGAUCAGUGGUUUCGUCGAUCAGGAAGAUACUAUGAUGGCGACACUCACCGUUUACGAAACCGUUCUGAACUCUGCACUCCUCAGGCUUCCCCGGGAUAUGAACUUUCAGGCCAAAGACAGACGGGUUGUGGAAGUUAUGACGCAACUUGGAAUUAACGGUAUCAAGGAUCAGCUCAUUGGUACUUCUGAAGACAAUGGCAUCCGUGGCAUCUCCGGAGGUGAGAAGCGGAGAGUCAGCAUUGCUUGCGAACUCGUAACUAGUCCCAGCAUCUUGUUCCUCGAUGAGCCCACCAGCGGAUUGGAUUCGUUCAACGCCUACAAUGUCGUCGAAUGCUUGGUCAAAUUGGCAAAAAACUACCGCCGCACGGUCAUCUUCACCAUUCAUCAGCCUAAGAGCAACAUUGUGGCUCUGUUUGACCAGCUUGUUCUCUUGGCUAAAGGAAGGUGCAUUUACUCGGGUCCAUUCGAUAGAUGUCAGACGUACUUUGACAAGCAGGGUUAUCCGUGCCCUCCUGGAUUCAACAUUGCGGAUUAUCUAGUCGAUCUCACUGUCCAUGCCGACCAGCGCCGGGCUUUCCCGGAAGACGACAACGCCGUUCCUGAAGUUGAGAGCUCAUCGUCAGCCACACCGAAAAACAACGGACAAAGACCUCGUCCCCGCAAGAGAGGAUCCUCCAUUCGGGAGGAGCAGGCUCAGAAAUUGUUCACCAAGAAACGGUCCAACCACAGCCUCGGCCCGGGUCUCAGCGAGGAUGGCGUAAUGAUGUCUGAUGACCUAGAGCCACGCCGGAGUAUCGAUGACACUGCCGAAACUGAUGCUUUAUUGCCGCCUUCUGUCAGGGAGGACAUGACUGAUCUCGACGUGUUGAUCAAUGCCUACAAGACCUCUGACGUUGCAAAGGAGAUUCAAGAGGAGAUCGACACUGCCAACACUCCUAGUCCUAAUGGCAAUGCCAACGGCAACGGCCAAGGACUCGGAGGAGAAGGAAAAGGCUUUAGGCGGGUUGGUUGGAUUGGACAGUUCAUGAUUCUCUCCGCGAGAACAUGGAAGAAUCUAUACCGCAACCCGAUGCUGAUGCUCGCCCACUACGCCGUCUCCAUUGUGCUUGCGUGCCUCUGUGGUUAUCUCUUCUUCGGUGUCAGGGACGACAUUUCUGGUUUCCAGAAUCGGCUGGGACUCUUCUUCUUCGUCCUUGCUCUGUUCGGCUUCUCGACCCUCACCUCUCUCAACGUCUUCGCAGCGGAACGAACCCUCUUCCUCAGAGAGCGCGCUAACGGUUAUUACUCGCCCAUCACAUACUUCUCGGCCAAGGUUCUAUUCGAUAUAGUCCCGCUGCGGAUCAUCCCCCCGGUCAUCAUGGCAAUGAUACUGUACCCGAUGGUCGGUCUCGUCGCGCAGUGGCCCGAGUUCUUCAAAUUCUUGCUGGUGCUAGUCCUAUUCAACCUCGCCGCAAGUGCCAUCUGUCUCUUCAUUGGAAUUGUCUGCAAAGACAACAGUCUGGGGAACCUCAUCGGAUCGCUGGUUAUGCUGUUCUCGUUGCUGUUUGCCGGUCUGUUGUUAAACCAUCACUCGAUUCCCAAGGGCGCACUAUGGCUGCAGAAUUUGUCGAUUUUCCACUAUGCAUUUGAGGCGAUGAUUGUCAACGAGGUGCGGUAUCUGACUUUGAUUGAGCACAAGUUCGGACUGGACAUUGAAGUCCCUGGCGCCACAAUCCUUAGCACGUUCGGCUUCGACAGUCUGGCGUACUGGAACGACGUCACGGGCCUGGGGAUAUUCGCCGCGAGUUUUGUGGUGCUGGCGUAUCUGGCUAUGCACGUGCUUUUGGUUGAGAAGCGGUAGACGUAUGUGGAAAUGCGAGGCGAGGAGAGGUGAUGAUGGAAGGCAGUGGUACCCGAGUAGACGAUUGAUGGGAUUAUGAUUUUUUCUCUGUGCAUAUUCGGACAAGUAAUCUUGGUCUUGAUGCAAAUGAACGGGAUGUGUAUGGAAUGGGGAGUUGCGAUGUAUUUGGGAUCUAACUGUGGGUCGCCCUGGGGGUAUUGAAUGCCUUUUUCUUUUUUCUUUUUUCUGCUUUGCUUUGCUUUGAUUGUAUGGUACGGUACUGCGUAUGUAUCUUAUGAAGAAGAUUGUUUAUGGGGGUUGAGAAAGAUUAAUUCAUUCCGCACACAGCCUUCCUAAACUAUAGUAUGACGAACGUUUAUGGAGGUUUUUUUUGUUUAAUCAUCACUGCAUUCGACCUUGUUAGAGUACCUAGAUAAUGGCAG
This is a messenger RNA of Tricharina praecox, 3721 nucleotides long. RefSeq lists its product as uncharacterized. Lineage: Eukaryota; Fungi; Ascomycota; Pezizomycetes; Pezizales; Pyronemataceae. The transcript is spliced from 7 exons. Gene Ontology annotation, molecular function: ATP hydrolysis activity; ATP binding; ABC-type transporter activity. The coding region runs from base 123 to 3299 and encodes 1058 amino acids. Gene Ontology annotation, cellular component: membrane. The record is from RefSeq and is a predicted model, not a curated record.